AUGCCUAGCUAUCAGGACGACGAACCCUCGUCGUCGUCGGCACCACCGCCGCCCUACUCCGUCUAUGCCCCGAGUUCCGGCUCCGGUGACCUUGGAUCCACGUCCUCUUUCCUCCACCCUCCCGGUCAAGCUCCGGAGAAGGGCUCGCAUUCGGCCUCGGCCAACAGUUUCGGCAUCUUGGAUUCAAAGCGACGUUUAGCCGACCCUAGGUCGUCCUCGGCUCAGUCACUUGCUCCAUCCUUUGAAGACCGUGACAGCGACACUCGUCGGACUUUGUUGAUCAUCUACAUCCAUGGUUUUUACGGCAACGAGUCGUCUUUCAGGUCUUUCCCGGCUCAUGUCCAUAACUACCUGAAGGAAGCACUCGCCGAGAGCCAUGCCGUCCACUCAAAGAUUUACCCCAGGUACAAGACUUACAAGGCCAUUGAUGUCGCGCGCGACAACUUUAGCCAGUGGCUGGAGCCACACGAAUCGGACAAAACCGAUGUGAUCCUAGUCGGCCAUUCGAUGGGCGGCCUACUUGCUGGCGAGGUGGCUUUGAUGCCUAACCGGCACCCAUAUCGGCGCCAGCCGUUCAAGCACCGUAUCCUCGGUACCGUCUCACUGGACUCGCCGUUCCUUGGCCUACACCCAGGCAUUGUUGUCGCAGGAAUCUCAAGCUUGUUCCGCCCGGCUUCGCCAACAGAAGAGACCCAUGAUCAGCUCGAUGCCUCAUCCCACCUGAGUCCAAGCAACUCGGCCAUGACCAGUCCCGACCCGUCCAUGUCGAACCUUGAAUUGACAUCCUCAUUUGGCACGCAGCUUUCGCCUAGCCCAAGCAACACCCCAUCUGUGGCUUCUUCAAACGGCCCGCCGCCACGGACCGACCCGUUCUUCAACCCCCCCUUCUUCAACGACACCAAGUUCAAGGACCGCUCCUUCAUGAGACGGCUGGGCCAUUUUGCCAAGAAGCACAGCGCCGAAGGCAUCUGGGACGCCACCAAGAACCACGUCAUGUCCCAUCUCGAAUACGGUGGCUGUCUGGCAGACUACCCCGGCUUGAAUGCGCGAUACAACAAGCUCCGCGCCUUGGAGAAUGUUGACCCGCUGCAGCAUCUCAGAGAGAACAGCAACUCGGGAAAUAGCUUUGGCCAACCGCCGCUCGCAAGGGUUCGUUUCAUCAACUACUACACUCUUAGCACGGGAAGGCCCAAAAAGCCCAAGUCGCCAAAGAGCCCAGAGUCUCCGGAUCGAGAGCUUCCCACUGGGCCUCCCAGUACGCUCGAUAUCGCUUCUCAGCUCUCGCCGCAGGCACCAUCGACACCUCGUAUUUCCGUCAACUCGGAUGACGGGGAUGAGAUCGAGAUUCUGCACUCUAUCGAAGUUGUUGAUGCGAAGUUGUCAACGCUGCACGAGGAGCAGCAGGCUAGAUUUGACCACGAGUCAGACAAGGCAGUUGCGAAACACGGCCAGGAACCUGUCGUGCCCGAGCACACUGUCGAACCCAAGGGCAAAGGAAAGGAGACAUCGGACCAUGAAAUUGAAUCGAGCGAAGCUCCCAAAAAGGAGGUCGACGGUCAGGCCAACGGGGGAGAUACACAUGUCACAGACGCAAGUGGCGAUGUAUCAGCAGAUCCGGAGCUCCCGCCGAUCCCCGAUUUGCCCGAACCACCCACGCUCCCGGAUCUCGAUAGGUACACGGACAAGGAUGCCCGCAAACAAGCCGAAAAGGAGGCCAAACGGGUCCAGAAAGCCUACGAGCAAGCGGUGAAGAGCCGCGACAAGGCCAUCAAGGAACGUCAGAAACUUGUCGAGAAGCGCCGCAAGAAGGCGGAAAAGGAUGCUUUGAAAGAGACUCAGCGGUUACAGAAGGAAGAACAGAAGGCCAAACAACAGGGAGAGGCCGCACAGAAAAAGCAGGAAAAGGAAAAGGAAAAGGAAGAGGAAAAAGAAGCCCCGAGACAGGAACCAGCGCAAGUCACAGCGGCAGUCGAAGAUGCAUCCGGGGCUUCAUCCGACGAACAGGACGGCCCUCUAAUGAUGAUGGAACCGAUUCCAAUGUCGGAAGAAUACCCGGCACCACAGGCGUCUCCGGCACCAGAAAGACCGCCGCCGCCACCAACGUCUAGAGGACCACCGCCGCCUCUCCCGCCGCGAAUGCCAUCAACUGCCCCAGCAUCAUCGUCAGCAUCCAUCGCCACGACGCAGACGGAUACGAGAGCGCCAGAAGGCCCCUCCAAGCCCAAGAAGGAGCGCAAGUUCUGCACCCUUCCCCGCAAGAUCAACGGCAGACGCGACGAGACGUGGGUUCCCGUCUUCAUGGAGGGCGUGGACGAGGUCGGCGCCCACUGCGGGCUGUUCGUCCCCGGUCCCCACUACGACCGGCUCAUCGGAGACGUGGGCGGACGUAUUCUGGGCUGGGUUCAGGAGGACAUGACGGCGAGGGCCAUUCUGGAAAUGUCCUAG
Messenger RNA from Colletotrichum truncatum, 2445 nucleotides. Its product is annotated as catalytic protein. Lineage: Eukaryota; Fungi; Ascomycota; Sordariomycetes; Glomerellales; Glomerellaceae. The record is from RefSeq and is a predicted model, not a curated record.